Messenger RNA from Heterobasidion irregulare TC 32-1, 927 nucleotides. RefSeq lists its product as uncharacterized. The record is from RefSeq and is a predicted model, not a curated record. Lineage: Eukaryota; Fungi; Basidiomycota; Agaricomycetes; Russulales; Bondarzewiaceae. Bases 1 to 927 code for a protein of 308 amino acids. The transcript is spliced from 5 exons.
AUGGCCAAGGGGGGCCAGGUCAGAACAAGGUUGCGGCUAACUCCCUCCCAAUCCACCUCGUCUCUCACGGAGCGGGACUCUGUUCCGCCCGCAGAGAAAGUUCAUCUAGGGUGCGUCGCUUCGCAGGCCACACCGGGUGAUGCUUCCCACAGCACCGUCCUUCCCAAGGGCCCACUAGACGAUGAUUGGAUGCAAGCUCCCAUGGCCAGCUGGCGAGCAUCGCCACGCUGCCGCUGCAAAGGGACCCCCCUCGGCGCGCAGGGGACGGCGCAACCGCUCGACUUUGAUAUUUACGUGAUCUCAGAUGGAGGAGGGCGCCUCGGGUCUCAGCUAGGGCCCGACCGCGAUGCGUAUCUGUCCAACUCGCGCCUCCGGGCGCACGACUCGCUUCCUCUGGAUUGGGGCCAUCAGAAAUCAGACCUCAAACUCCAUCCGACGGCGUCACAUCUCUGCAUGGAACCGCCCCUAACUGCCCACCCACCACCCCCUGAUUUCAAUGAUCCAACCAUCCCGAUCACGUCAGAGGGUGACUCAGAAGACGCAUCCCUGCUCGUUGCCCACCGCGCGGCGGAACGCCAGGGAAGCAUCCGAACAGUUCCGCGCCGUCGAGCCGUCCGAGGCUUGUGGGUCGAGCGAGCGAGCAGACGCGUCGAGAAGCCAUCUGCCCGCCGGGGGUCCCUCCUGCCGGAUGGGACACGCCCCCUCGCAGGUGACUGCGAUCGGACAGAUGCUGACAGCCACGGCUGCACAUCGAUCUCCCUCGCCCCGCCUCCGUCUGCGUCGUCCCGUAACUCUGACCGCAAUGCGGCCGGACUCGCUACCGCCGCGACGGUGGCCCUAAGAUGCAUACACGUAUUCACGCCGCCUUCUCGUGGCUUGACGUCCGCGAGGGUGCACGACGAUCCUGUAGACGCGCUCCGGAAAUAG